This is a messenger RNA of Stylonychia lemnae, 906 nucleotides long. The record is from the annotation of a GenBank genome assembly. Lineage: Eukaryota; Ciliophora; Spirotrichea; Sporadotrichida; Oxytrichidae.
AUGUUUACUUAGCUGAAAAACUACAUCAUCCUUAACGAUAAUGUGUGGCAUUAAAGUAACAAAAACUAGAGGAAAUGCUCGGGAAAAUAAAAAGUUCAAUAAUUUAAUCACAUUAAUGCUUAAAAUGCUAACUAUGCAAUCGUUGCAACCAUUGCUAGCAAUGUAAAACUUGCCAGCAUCAGCCUUAGUCAGUACAAGAAUUAAAAUAAUAAAAAGAAUCAGAAAAUGAGGCGAAGGAAGAAUUAUCUAGAGAACUCCUUCGACAGCAAAUUUAUAACAAUAAGUGAGCUAGCUCAACAAGAUCUAAAGAAUUUCGUUGAUCAACGAUUCAAAUAAUAGUAAAAAUUGACUUUACAGGAGAUAUGCAUGAUUUUCUAUCAGCUACUGAAUGGUCUUGAGUACAUCCAUGACCAGAAUUUCAUACAUAGAGAUAUCUCUCCACAAAAUAUCCUAGUUUUCUAGGACUAGAUAAUCAAAAUUUGUGAUUUCGGAUUCGUAUCAUAUGGUGAACAAACUAAUGCAAACGUUGGAAAAUAAGAUUUUGUUGCUCCUGAAGUCUACUCUGGAAAUUAAAACUACAACAAAUCAAUAGAUAUUUGGUCACUUGGUCUGACUCUCUAUUACCUUUGUACUGGAUCAACAAAGUAUAAUAGUAGAUCUGCAAAUAUUUUUGCAAGAGAAUAGAAUCAUAUUGUCCUACCUGAAGUGUACAAGGAUCUUCAAGCUUUGUUUGAUAAAAUGAUGCAACUAGAGACUUAAAAUAGACCUUCAGCUUCCCAGCUUAAAGAAGAAUUAAUGGCCAUUAUAGAUGAAGGUAGCCCAAAUUUCUAAAAAUAUCAAUCAUCGCUUUUGACCCAUUAGAUGAAUUAACACAAAAAACAAAAUCCAGCAAUGGAAUAUGUAUGA